AACGACACUAGUGGAAGGCGCACUUGCGAACGGAAAUCCGGAUAAUUUGUUUGAAGGUAUGAUUUGGAUAUCCUAAACCUUUCUCUUUGAAGGUUCUUCGGGGUGAACCAUUCUUGGAGGGGUCAAGCUUAAUCGUGUUUGUCUAGAUGAUAAAUAGGAUGGAGAAAGGUAUUAAUGCAUAGUCUAGUCUAAGUCUUGUACACCUCGUCUCCAGAUUUUAUGAAAUCUUCUUCAACAUAAAAUCUCAGGUAGCAGAUGUAGUGUUCAUCCUGGCAACGUAGCAUGGUGGUGGGGGAUACAUGGGUGUGAGAAGUGCAAACAGACAGUGGAAGGCCAACGUCAAUUUUUCAACGAUCGGAUUGCCAGGAAAGUUAUGCAUGGAUCUUUGACAUCUUACUUUGUUAACUCUAUCUACUUUAGCAUAACUAUUAUAGGCAAAUUUAGUACCGGUGGAUCUUUUUGAUGGUGAAGGAGAAAGGGCGAGUCAAUCAUCUCGGUUCCAACGUAUUACUCUCGAGAUUUACAACAUGCAUCUAUCUCAAAAUAUGCUAGACUUCUAACUUCCACCGCGAACGCUUUCCAGCGUUUACACUACAGAACGAGACGCUUGCGGAGACAGCGAAAACUUUAGAGGAUACGACACCUGCUCUAGCUCAUCCACUAUUGAGACCACCAAGUCCGUUACCGGAACCGCCAGGUGAGGAGUUUUUAUUUGCUGCGCUGUUCGAUGCGUUUUUGAGUACAUGUUCCACUGCCAAAGCUGUAUUAUUUCUGCAACUAAAAACAACAUUUUCAGCACCUUGAUUUUUCUUCGACCGAUUUCAAUAUUGUGUCUCUCGCUCAUCUCCUUUUUCGAACAUUUUCUAUGAUAAGCAUCAUGAAUUGAUUCAUAUUACAUCAAUGAAUCCAGGUCGCAAGCGAACCGAAAAAGAGAAGCGAGAACGGGACAAGAGGCAUGCGUAUAUCGUUGAGAAAUACCCCUACAGAACUGCGCGAAUCGGAUCCGAUGCAAACCCGAAAUGCUUCAGCUAUCAGUGGCUAAAGACUUUAUGGUCUCUUCAUGCGAUUUUUUACAUUUGAUAUUGGUCACACAUUUAGUGCUGUCCGUUGGUUUUGGUUUUUUCGGUUUUUUUCCCACACUCUUCUUCUAACCAACGCACCCGACCGUCGCGACUUGGCCAGGAAGAUGACCAGACCAGCUGUGCCGUGGCACUGAGAGAAUGGACGUUUUCACUAGUAGUUCAUCGGAACCGACAUGAAAAUGAAAUACCAUGAGCAGUAUGAAAUUAAAUUGGAAAUAAAGUACUUAGUAAUACAGUUACUGUAGUUUGCUUUCGCACAGAUACAGAAUGAUUACCUGAAAUCGUUAUAGAGCUGCCUAAUGAACCUGAACACUACGUCAAAGGAUAAUAAACUCCGAAUCUGCUUCUGAUUAAGAACUGCGUCCCUGAAAAAUGACCUGGAAUAUACCAAUUCUCUGCGAUUAAUCUGAACUCGCUGUUAUCGUAGUUAUGCCACAAAGAAUUAUAAAAGGCAUCAUUGAGAACGAAAUGUAUCUAUGCACGGCCCAACUUCGUGUAUUUUAGAAAGACAUCUUAGCUUGCUUGUUGUAACUGCUUCUUAGCUCGUUGUAAUCGAAACAACAGGCUGAGAUGAGAUGCUGCAGACAGUGGAGUAAUACAGACAAUUUGGAGACAAGAGUCUUCUGGUGUCUCCUUCGAAAGUCGAUCCAUGUCGA
Messenger RNA from Amoebophrya sp. A25, 1738 nucleotides. Lineage: Eukaryota; Dinophyceae; Syndiniales; Amoebophryaceae. The record is from the annotation of a GenBank genome assembly.